Cordyceps militaris CM01 is the source of this 1125-nucleotide messenger RNA. RefSeq names its product extracellular cell wall glucanase. The coding region runs from base 1 to 1125 and encodes 374 amino acids. Gene Ontology annotation, biological process: carbohydrate metabolic process; fungal-type cell wall organization. NCBI's taxonomy places the organism in Eukaryota, Fungi, Ascomycota, Sordariomycetes, Hypocreales, Cordycipitaceae. The transcript has 2 exons. Gene Ontology annotation, cellular component: fungal-type cell wall. The record is from RefSeq and is a predicted model, not a curated record. Gene Ontology annotation, molecular function: hydrolase activity, hydrolyzing O-glycosyl compounds; glycosyltransferase activity.
AUGAGAAUACCAUUUCGGAUAGCCGCAGGAGCUUCACUCCUCGCCACGACCCUGGCGCAAACAUGGAGCAAAUGCAAUCCGCUGCUACAAACAACGUGCCCGCCCAACACAGCCCUCGGCAUGUCCAUUGACAUUGACUUCACCAAAGGCGCCGUCAACUCGUUUGAAGCGCAGGGCGUGCCGAGUUACGGAGCCGACGGCGCCAUCUUCAAGGUGGCCGCCAGCGGCGAUGCGCCGCAGCUCAACGCGCUCUUCUACAUCAUGUUUGGCCACGUCGAAAUCACCAUGAAGGCGGCGCCCGGUGCCGGCAUCGUGUCGUCGGUCGUGCUCGAGUCGGACGACCUCGACGAGAUCGACCUCGAGUGGCUCGGCACCAACCCGGACGAGCUGCAGUCCAACUACUUUGGCAAGGGCCGCACCACCACCUACAACCGCGGCCAGUUCCACGCCGUCCAGGGCACGCAGGCGCGCUGGGUCACGUACGGCAUCGACUGGACCAAGGACCGCAUCGUCUGGACCGUCGACGGCACCGCCGUCCGCGAGCUCCGCCAGCAGGACGCCGAGCCCGACCAGUACCCGCAGACCCCGAUGCAGCUCAAGGUCGGCGCCUGGGCCGGCGGCGACGCCUCCCGCAACCCCCCCGGCACCGUCGAGUGGGCGCGCGGCCCGACCGACUUCUCCAAGGGGCCCUUUGCCAUGGCCGUCAAGUCGCUCCGCGUCACCGACUACUCCACCGGCAAGCAGUACCGCUACAAGGACACCUCGGGCUCCUGGCAGUCCAUCGAGGCCGUCGGCGGCCAGGUCAACGGCAACGCCGGCGGCCAGAAGAGCGUCCCUACCGUGACCGCCACCGGCGCUGCCGCUCCGCCCGCCACCACCUCGGCCCCCGGCGUACCCGUCGGCGGCCUGGCCAAGGACGGCAGCCCCGCCACCAAGACACAGACCGGAUGGCCCUGGGUCGGCACCAACCCGCCCACCGGCGGCAGCAUCCCCAGCGGCUGGUACAUGACGUCGUCGGGCAAGAUUAUGCGCUCGGCCGCCACCGCGGGCCUCAUUGUGCCCUCGCUGCUGCUCUCGGCUUCCGUGGCCGUCGGCGCCGCCGUCUUCAUGGCGAGAGCCCUCUGA